Messenger RNA from Hordeum vulgare subsp. vulgare (domesticated barley), 1674 nucleotides. RefSeq names its product BTB/POZ and MATH domain-containing protein 1-like. The record is from RefSeq and is a predicted model, not a curated record. Bases 294 to 1352 code for a protein of 352 amino acids. NCBI's taxonomy places the organism in Eukaryota, Viridiplantae, Streptophyta, Magnoliopsida, Poales, Poaceae. The transcript has 2 exons. Gene Ontology annotation, biological process: protein ubiquitination. Gene Ontology annotation, molecular function: protein binding.
CCGGGUCGGCCCGUUUGGCCAGGUAUGCCCCAAUCAGCCUCCCACCAUCUAUUUCGCUAGUGCAGUCGGAAUCCAUCCUCCUCACUCGCCGCCUCCACCUUCUCCUCACUCCCACGGCGGCCGCCGACCUCCACCAGCCAAAAUCCGGCCAGAUCCGCCUCAGCGAACGCCGGCAGGCCAGCCGGUCCGCCUCGCCGACGCCGGGGCACCAGCCCUAGCCCUCGUCCGUCGGCGCUCGCGUAGCAGCCUCCAGCGACGCCGAGAACGCCCGAUCUGAGGCGCGGGCCGUCGCCAUGGAGAACGCCUGCAUAACCUUCACCUCCGUCGCGCGCUCGGUGCGGAUGCUCAAGAUCGACGGCUUCAGCCUGACGGAGAGCAUGGACCACGACAGCUGCGUCAGAUCCAGGUGGGCCUUCGACGGGUACGACUGGGAGGUCCGCGUCUACCCCGCGCUGGCCUGCUCCGCCGCCGGCGGCGGCACCGGUCCGUACGUGGUGCUGGAGGUCGCCUUCCUCAGCAAGCCCCGCCGGGGCAGCGUGCGGGCGGCCAUAGGCUGCCGGCUGGUCGACCCGAGGGGGAUACUCAAGCCGUCCAACGAGAUCAGCAUCUCCAAGGUGUUCAGCCGCCCGCAGGAGAGCUCGUCCAAGGCCGCGGUCGUCGGCCGGCGCGCGCUGGCCGCGUCGGCGUUCCUCCGGGGCGAUUCCUUCACCAUGGAAUGCACCAUCGAGGUCCUCAAGGAGCUGCCUGAUACGCCGACGGACCCUGUCGAAGAGGUGCCGGUGCCAUCCUCAAACCUCGGCCUGCACCUCGCCGAGCUCUUGCAGAGCGAGGCCGGGGCGGACGUCACGUUCCUCGUGUCCGGCGAGUCCUUUGCCGCGCAUAAGAGCAUACUGGCCGCGAGGUCUCCGGUUUUCAUGGCCCAGUUCUUUGGAGACAUGAAGGAGAAAUGCUCGCACCGUGUGGAGAUCGAGGACAUGGAGGCUGUGGUGUUCAAGGCAUUGCUUCACUUCAUCUACACCGAUACCGUGGUGGAAUUCGACGAGAAGGGCGAGGAGGUGACAAUGUUAGCUCAGCACUUGCUUGCAGCCGCUGACAGAUACGGGCUGGACAGGCUCAAGGUCAUCUGCGAAGGCAAGCUCUCUGAUGGCAUCAAUGUCGACACUGCAGCGACGUCUCUGGCUCUUGCCGAGCAGCACGACUGUCCACGGCUCAAGGCCAAGUGCGUCCGGUUCAUCAUUAGAAAUCGUGAGGUUCUUGAUGCUGUGUUGGCGACGGAGGGGUACAAGUACCUGGCGGCAAGCUGCCCUUCGGUGCUGGCUGACCUGCUCAAAUCGAGCCUGCGCGUGGGAUAAAGAGAUGAUGCAUAGAUGGGUGCUACCAGAGGUCUGAAAGAAUUCAGUGAUGCCGUAGUCUCUGUUCCUGCUUGUCAGGUGUGUCUAGUUAACUUGUGGUAUGUCUUAACAACGAACCGAAUCGCAGGGAGGUUAGUGUCUGGUUGUGCUUGUGUUCCCCUGGAUUGCUUGUGUGCAACUUGCUGCUUUCAGUGCGAUGUAAUUUAGUCUAAAUGGUCCAUGAUUUGGUAUCUAUCUCCCUGUAUGUUUAUCACUGCUACCAGGUGAUACAUGUGUAGUCCCUGUUUGUGCUUGUCAUGUAUAUACAUGUCUACUUAGCUUG